Molecule: messenger RNA, 2778 nt
Organism: Hyla sarda
Lineage: Eukaryota; Metazoa; Chordata; Amphibia; Anura; Hylidae
Exons: 11
Coding region: 359-1291 (310 amino acids)
Source: RefSeq, a predicted model, not a curated record
CCCGAAGCGUGGAGAAGAGGCCCCCCGGCGAAAAUGGACAACCCUCAAUGACUAAUCAUCCCCACCGGACGGUCCCUGCAGCAUAGAUGGCCCGGACCAGCUCACCCUAACUUCCCGCGGAGGGGAGGUUUCAAAGGAUGUGCCCGUGACAGCUUUGGAGGCUUUUCAUUGAAAGACUGGAAACAACACGGCUGAGAAAAGAUGUAAAAGUAUGCGAGAAUCUGUUAUAUAGGCUCCUAAAUGAACCCUCAACACAGAUGUAAACAUAGCCUUAGGUGCUAAUGUACAGGAGAAGAUGAAGUGUUCCAUUAGUUCAUAAUGGCUGGCUGAAACUGCAAUAGACAUUACACCUGUAAAGAUGGGCAUUAUUCACUUCUUGUCCACACUUAAGAAGACUUUCUACAGUAUCCUCAGCCUCUGUAGCUUGGCUUGGAAUCCAUUCUUUUGGCACAAAUGUACUUGCCGUUUAUUACUACUACUUUAUGAAGAGAUCACAUCAGCUUUAACAUUCGGAUCCAAAUCAUCUACAGAGGAAAAUGCACAUAUGCUAUCUGUAACUCAGGAUAAACAACAUUCAGAUAAUGAAGAGUUGAGAGACGAACUGAGAAGGAUGCAAGAUAUCAACAGUUCUUCCAUUAGCAAGCUGUGUAAAUUUGAGGAGAAAGUUGAAAACCUGGAGACUGACCUUUCUGGGGAGAAAGAACGCUGGAAAACUAAAUUUCAAGACCAGCAAGCUCUGAAAGAGCAGCAAGAGAAAUACGUUCACCUUGAAGAGAGUAGAUCAGACAACUUAAUGCCUCAAUAUACGGAUGCUACUGAUGGUUUUGUUGAAUCGAAUGCCAAUAUGAGAGAUGGAUUGCACAGACGACUUGGGGAGCAGACAAAAUCUACAUAUGGAAGGAGCUGGGCAUUCCUGAAUGAGUAUAACAGCGUAAAAGAACAUUCGUCACUCAAAUACUCUUCUUUACCUUCAACAUGCUCCUCUGUCUCCUAUUUUGAUUGUGCCAAUACCCGGAAGGCUACUAAAUGUUUCCGUGUAUUUGUCCCUCGCUCACCUCUUGAUCUGAACAUUGGGAGUAGAGUCAAAGUUCUUUUACCUUGUGGUAAAGUUGGCACCGGGGUAGUUUAUAAACUGGGACAGCUGCCUGGAAAAGAUGAAGUUCAAGUGGGUGUGGAAGUGGAGUCUCAAGAAUGCUGGCAACAUCUAAGCAAUGUACAAUACAAAUUCCAGAGUGAUCCCCCCUCGGGUGUGCUUGUGCCUUUCAGCAAAGUACUGAUGGUUUGGGAAUGAACAGAUUCUACAAUCUCCCAUAUGAUUGGAUUGUAGUCAAGUUGUCGUCACAUGGAAUCCAUUUGACUCCCGAAGACAAAUGAGGAACCAUAUCAUUGCCAUCCCAGAGAUUAUUUCCUAGGAGUGUACUGUCACAUGAACUUUGUGAAUAUUUUGUGCGCAUUUUGUGCAGUAUAACUUGCAAAGAUCAAUGGCUCACAAUCUUAUCCAUAUACAACACCAUUACUCAUAGGUUUAUAAAAGAAAAGGCCAAGAUAUUAUGCAACCACUCUAUAUUUCCCACAGUUGUCUAGUAGAUGAGCAGCACACAUUGGCCCAAGCUAUCUGAAAUGGCCUUUCUCAUUUCUGAAAUGAUCCAUGCCUCUUAUUAUUAUCAUUUAGUUGCACACAUAUUCCAGGUGAGGCCAUACCAAUGCUUUAUAAAGCAGUAGUAUUAUGUCCCUGUCCUAUGAGACCAUGCCCCUUUUAAUACAUGACAAUAUGCUGCUGGCCUUAUCUGCUGUAUAAAGAUUAUAGUGAUCUAAUGCUGUCUGUACAUUAGAUUACUAUAAGUAUUGAUCUAUAAAAAGAAGGAUUGCUGGGAGGAGCUCCUCUCAUUUGCCAUAGUAAUACAGCAGUCUAAAUACAGGAAGAAAGUUUCCUGCAUUUGGCUCCCUGCUCUAGACACAGUGCUAACUUUGUAUGCCGGAGUGGAUUUAUUUCAGCUCCCUGCACCUCAUGAAAGUUGAUCUGACUUAAUACCAGCCACCUCUCUUUUAGGGUAGGGUCACACAUGCCGUAUUGUGCUGCACAUUUGCUUAGAUGUAUUUUCCUACUCAUUGAAGUCAAUGGGUAGCAAAAUAAGCAGCUGAUUUUGCUACCCAUUUAUUUCAAUGGGUAGGAAAAAAUGCAGCAGUAAAUAUGCAGCAAAAUACAGUAAAGGGGUACUCCGCCCCUAGACAUCUUAUCCCCUAUGCAAAGGAUAAAAUGUCUGAUCUGCCUGCUGCACCCGGCAUUCGUUUAGAGCGUCGGGUGCAGGGCCGUAAGCUCGUGACAUCACGGCCAAGCCCCACUCAUGAUGUCACGUCCAUUCCCCCUCCAUGUAAGUCUAUGGGAGGGGGCGUGACUGUCGUCAUGCCCUCUCCAAUAGACUUGCAUUUAGGGGGCGUGGUAGUGCUAUCAUGAGCCUCCGCCCCGCAUCGCCAGUCAUCCACAGCCAAGAUCAUGGGUGUCCACAGUGGCAGGAACCCCUGUGAGCAGACAUCUUAUCCCCUGUCCUUUGGAUAGGUGAUAAGAUGUCAAGAGACGGAGUACCGCUUUAAUAGCAGAGUGUGAAUGCUCUGUGUGAAUGCUCUGGCUUCCCAGGACAUUGACAGCUAGGUCCUAUAUCUACACUACUCUGGCACAGACUGCAAUUGCAUACCAUCCUUCACUUUACUGCUGUGUGUGGUUUUGUACCACAUAUCUCCUUCUCCCCUCUCAUAUUAAAGGAGUAGUCCGGCACGCAC